GUGAGUCGUGAAGUUCUGAGGGAAGCUGUUUGGUCAACUCUUAUUCAAAACUUUGGGCAGACUUAUUUAACUGCUGUUUUUACAAGCUGAAUCUGUAGUGUCCUGACGAAUUCUGUUCGUACGGGUUACGUGGCUUCCAGACGAGUGUGAAGUGGCGUUUAAAGUGCUCCUCAUGGCAUUAUUUUGGGCGAGAGAGCAGUAAUAAGCAGAGCCCUGUUGAUCAGAUCAGCCAGAGGUCGCAGAACUGCAGUGUAAGCGGUGGUCUCUUAGGACUGUAAAAUGACCGAGUAUAAGUUGGUUGUUGUGGGAGCAGGUGGUGUUGGGAAGAGUGCUUUAACCAUCCAGCUCAUUCAGAAUCACUUUGUGGAUGAAUAUGACCCUACUAUUGAGGACUCUUACAGGAAGCAGGUGGUGAUUGACGGUGAGACGUGUCUGCUGGAUAUCCUGGACACUGCAGGUCAGGAAGAGUACAGCGCAAUGAGGGACCAGUACAUGAGGACAGGAGAGGGUUUCCUCUGUGUCUUUGCCAUAAACAACAGCAAAUCCUUCGCCGAUGUGCAUUUGUACAGAGAACAGAUCAAGCGCGUGAAGGACUCCGAUGAUGUUCCCAUGGUCCUAGUGGGGAACAAGUGUGAUUUGGCCAGAACGGUGGACACCAAGCAAGCUCAGGAACUUGCCAGAAGCUACGGCAUAGAGUUUGUAGAAACUUCUGCCAAGACCAGACAGGGAGUUGAGGAUGCUUUUUACACCCUUGUCCGUGAGAUCCGACAUUAUCGCAUGAAAAAGCUCAACAGUAGAGAAGACCGGAAGCAGGGCUGUCUGGGUGUGUCCUGUGAAGUCAUGUGACUGCACUGCGUCCCCCUUUGUUGUAGUUUUUUAGUUUUUUUAGCAUUUUGUUGACCAGGCAGCUGGAAGCCUCAUGACCGUGUGUGUGUGCGCAGAGUUUGCCCUCUGCUGGCUGAAAGGGAUUCAUGCACAACUGGUCAUCUUUCCCGUUGGCCUGCUGUAAUAGAUAAAUGAGGCCAUUGGACAUUUACGUGUCUUAACCUAGGCUCAUUUGUCUCAUUUAGUACUUGGGUUUUGCCUCUUCCUUGAGAAGAAAAACCUAAACGGGCAUUGAGUUCUUCUUUCUUGACUUCUGACCUGUUAUGAACACAACAACACAUUCAACCACAAAGUUUAAAGAAUGAUUAGGAAAUUAUAUUUUGAAGCUUUUUUCACAUUUUCAUGGACAUUUAUCACUUUCCCCCCUCAAAUUCUCAUCAUAAUGCAUCCAAAUUUUUACAUGCAAUUACUAUUAUUCUCAUUGGUGAUUCCCAUUGUUGUGAUGCAAUACAUUUUACUGUAAUAUGAUGUUUUCUUUUAAUAGGCCUAAAGGCAGUCUAACACCUACUAGUACAAUGCAUAAAUACUUUAGUAUUUUUUUCAUUACAGUAAUGAGAAUUAGGGGGGAGAUGUACUUAAUUGUCAAUAAAUAUGACAAAAAGGUCACAAUGCAAAAACUCGUAAUAGUCCUAAAAAUAGUAUUAAUAUUGUUUACCCAAAAUAUAAGUUCGCAUUUGUUAUUUAGAUUUUUAGGGUGAAACCUGGACCCUUUCUUAGCAGUUUUUAUUUUUUUUAGAUUCACCCAAGAAUUUUUUCAUUACAAGAAGUACAUAUUUCAGGGAAGAGAAGGAAAUUUUUUUUUUUUUUUUUGUGGUAUUUAAAUUGGGAUUAUUGUAAUAUAAGACUAUCACCAUUUAUCUUAAUAUAAAAGCUGUCAUCUUCAGUUUCUCUUUUAAAAUCUCAGACCUGAUGUUGUAAAGGCCUCAGAAGAGAGAACGUGAAAUGCCCAUUAAUCUUAAACCGCAGAUUCAAUGCUCAGGAAUACUGUGAACGCAGAAGUUCUUCAGAAAUGCGUGGGAUUGUUUCUGUUUAUUUCUUUCCCUUUUGCCUCUUUUCUUUUUUUCUUUUUUGUUG
Messenger RNA from Sinocyclocheilus grahami, 1959 nucleotides. RefSeq names its product GTPase NRas. The coding region runs from base 280 to 846 and encodes 188 amino acids. The transcript has 5 exons. Lineage: Eukaryota; Metazoa; Chordata; Actinopteri; Cypriniformes; Cyprinidae. Gene Ontology annotation, molecular function: GTPase activity; GTP binding. Gene Ontology annotation, cellular component: membrane. The record is from RefSeq and is a predicted model, not a curated record. Gene Ontology annotation, biological process: signal transduction.